Molecule: messenger RNA, 390 nt
Organism: Dromiciops gliroides (monito del monte)
Lineage: Eukaryota; Metazoa; Chordata; Mammalia; Microbiotheria; Microbiotheriidae
Product: 60S ribosomal protein L28-like
Exons: 1
Coding region: 1-390 (129 amino acids)
Biological process (GO): translation
Cellular component (GO): ribosome; cytosolic large ribosomal subunit
Molecular function (GO): structural constituent of ribosome
Source: RefSeq, a predicted model, not a curated record
AUGUUGGCCCAUCUGCAGUGGAUGGUCCUUGGGAACUGUUACAGCUUCCUCAUCAAGUGCAACAAGCAGACAUACAGCCCCAAGCCCAACAACCACAAGGCCCAAAACUCCUUCCGCUACAACAGGCUGAUCCACUGGAAGACAGUGGGCAUCGAGCCGGCCACAGACAGCAAGGGCAUUGUGGUGGUACUGAAGUGGCAGGCAGGUCAGAGGAAGCCUGCCACUUGCUAUGUGAGGACCACCAUCAACAAAAAUGCCUGGGCCACGCUCAACAGCAUCUGGCACAUCAUCUGCAAGAAUAAAUACCAGAAAGGUCUCUGCAUGGCCAAUCUGUGCAAGACCAGUGCCAUCCUGCAGAGCCAGAAUCCAGUGGUGGUGAAGGAGAAGUGA